AUGUGUCAACCCGAGGUCAAUAUAUGUACAAAUACGAUUCGAGACCAAGCGCUCAUUCAUGAACAGCAAAAGUUAAACACUGAACUGUUAGAGCUCAGAGAAUGGACGGAACAGAGAAUGAACAAGCAAAUGAAGCUGCACGACCGGAUGGUGGUAUAUUACGACCGGAAGUUGACAAAAUGCAACGUGUACGAAGAGGAAUUGGAACGAACUCGCACGGAAAACGCACGUUUCAAAUUCACCUCACAGUGUCUGGUGGACAAGAUCAAAGAAUUGACCAAUACUAUUGUCGAAAAAUAUUCAACCAAUCCCUUAAAUAAUGAUGAAGUUAACGAUAGCAAUAAAGAUGAAAAUUGCAAUAUAGAAAACAAUCAGGAUAAAGAUAACGAUAACGAUACAGAUCCGAUAGCUACAUACUUGGAGGUGUGUUCCAAAACGUUAAUAGACGAAGUUGGCGCAUACAAGGAACAGGUCGAGAAGGCGACAAUAGAGUUGGGCAAUCUCAAAGACCAGCUGACCAGGUCAGUGGAAAAACAGGUAGUCCUUAGGGAGUGCGUGAACGAAUUGACAGUGCUGUCAAAAACAGAACGGAUGAAGCGGGACCAAGAUGAGCUGGAACUGCGGACGACGGUGGACCGACUGACGGCCGAGCUUGUAGAGGUGCAACAGGAGAUGGACCGAUUGCAGUCGGUCGAGGCUGAGAUAUCGGUCAAGUUGAUGCACCGCGAAUCUGAGCAGGACGAUCUUGAUGAAGCGGUACGUUCAGAAAAUGCCCGGCUGCAGGCUCAGCUGGGGAAGAGUGCAAUUUUAGAGGCUUCGAUGCAAUCGAAGAUAUACGAUCUGGAGCUGGAGCUGUCCAAGCGAAGGGAAGCUUCAAAAAUGCAGCAGGAACCGUAUCAGAUCAGCUUUGACAGCGAGACGAUAGACGGUUCGUCUACGUCAUCGAUAAUGUACCAGUGUACUCUGUCCCGAACGAGCGACGAUCAAGUGGCUAGUUUUCCAGACCUAGGACGCGGUGACGACCAAUUGAUACCGUGUUUGUUGUCGUCGACAAAAAGCUGCGUCGUCGCUGAGGAUGCCCAACUAUCGUGUUCGAAAUCGACCAACUAUGACUGCCAACCGUCGUGUUUGGAUUCGGCCAACGACGAACACCAACCGUCGUGUUUGGAUUCGACCAACGACGACCACAAAUCGUCGGGCUUGGAUUCGGCCAACGAUGACCACCAACCGUCAUGUUCAACGUUGACUGCUGUGAAAGGCAGCGCCCAAACUGCCUCUGAACCAUCACUGGAUGAGUUGAAAAAUCGUCAAUUGGCUGAAAUUAUUAAAAAAUAUGUGAGACGGCACGACGAUAAUUGCUAA
Messenger RNA from Macrosiphum euphorbiae (potato aphid), 1362 nucleotides. NCBI's taxonomy places the organism in Eukaryota, Metazoa, Arthropoda, Insecta, Hemiptera, Aphididae. The record is from the annotation of a GenBank genome assembly.